CGCGAGGGAGCAGGCCAGAGUACAACCCACUAAAAACAACCUAGCCUACGUCAAGAGAUCACCACGUGAAAGGCACGAGCGAGACGCACCGCCCAGAGACUUGGCAUUACUAAGUGGUCGUGAGGAAUGGAGUUUUCUGCCAAGAUGGAACUUAACAAGAGCCAGCAACAGCUGAUGCCGCCUGUGUGUUUUAUUUCAACAACAGCACAAAGCAUCCCGCUAAGCCCCACCGACAGCACCCAGGGCAGCGCCAAGUCAGCAUCAAAGCAGUCCAAAAGGCAGCGCUCAUCCUCUCCUGAGUUGCUGCGCUGUAAAAGGAGACUGAAUUUCGCGGGUUUUGGCUACACGCUUCCACAGCAGCAGCCGCACGCAGUUGCGCGCAGGAACGAGCGGGAGCGCAACCGGGUCAAACUGGUGAACAACGGGUUUGCCACACUGCGUGAGCAUGUGCCCAACGGUGCGGCCAAUAAGAAGAUGAGUAAAGUGGAGACGCUCAGGUCUGCGGUGGAAUACAUUCGUGCGCUACAGCAGCUCCUGGAUGAACAUGACGCAGUGAGCGCAGCUUUCCAAGCUGGAGUGAUGUCUCCCACAAUGUCACAAGGAUACUCUGCUGAUAUGAACUCUAUGGCCGGUUCACCCGUGUCUUCCUACUCGUCAGAUGAGGGUUCCUACGACCCACUGAGCCCAGAGGAGCAAGAACUUCUGGACUUCACAAACUGGUUUUGAGCGCCUGAGUCAAUUCAGUCAAGGUACAGAUGACACACUGAAAUUUGCCAGUUUGUGUCAAUUAUUGUUAGAAAUAAAGACUAAUAAUAAGUCUAGAUGUCAUUGCUGCAGUGCGCCAUUGGAUGGCAUGGGAAUGCCUGCAGUCCUGGACAACAAGAUGCACUGUAUUUAUGCUUUGACCUCCCAGCAAAAGGCUUGACAUGAGGACCAGGCCAGAGAUCAGCGCCAAAGGAUUUAUGGAUCUCGAGCCGUGACAACAUGGGACUCUGCAAUAUUUUCCACGACAGACUUUGACAAACCCCCAAAGUGCGCUCUUCUGCAGAACACAAUUAUUUAACGUGUAACUGUUCUAUGCUAAACCAAUCACAUCCUCGUAUCACACCUCUCUCCACAAGAAUGCUUCCAAGUAACGAAUUUAUAUAGUAUAUAAGCGGUUUCUUUCUUUCUUUCUUUUUGAGAUAUAUUAACAUAUUUUUGUAUCAAAAAGAUUUAUACGUAGAUGUUUUGUACACUACUUUUGUAAAUAGUUUGUCUAUAUUGUGCAUUUGUUCUUUGCCUCCUGCCUAAAGACGUUGCCUAUUUUAUACUCUGGCUCUUAUGUUUUAUGUUUCCAGAAGGAGUUUGAGACUCCACAAUUUAUUAUAGCACCAAUGUGUCUUAUUUAAUAGAAAACCAAUGUUUUAUAUAAUACAAUGAUCAAAUAAUAUGCAGCUAUUGUCCAAACGGAAAGCUUUGCCCAUACAUUGUAUUUUAUAGGCCU
Boleophthalmus pectinirostris (great blue-spotted mudskipper) is the source of this 1486-nucleotide messenger RNA. RefSeq names its product achaete-scute family bHLH transcription factor 1a (gene ascl1a). Gene Ontology annotation, molecular function: DNA-binding transcription factor activity, RNA polymerase II-specific; protein dimerization activity; RNA polymerase II transcription regulatory region sequence-specific DNA binding. Gene Ontology annotation, cellular component: RNA polymerase II transcription regulator complex. The record is from RefSeq and is a predicted model, not a curated record. Lineage: Eukaryota; Metazoa; Chordata; Actinopteri; Gobiiformes; Gobiidae. The transcript has a single exon. The coding region runs from base 127 to 726 and encodes 199 amino acids. Gene Ontology annotation, biological process: neuron differentiation; positive regulation of transcription by RNA polymerase II; sensory organ development.